AGGGGAAGGGACAAGAAUGAACUGGGAUGUGAAGUUGUCUAGAGCCCCUGAAACUGCCCCAAUCACCCUUCUUACCCUGCCAGACUUCAGAAUAAUGCCUAUGUUUCACUCCAGAUCAUCCCAUCCCCCUGAGAGACGGGGAAGGGAAAUGGCUGCAGCGGAGCUGGUGACCUUCAAGGAGGUGGCUGUGUAUUUCACUGAGGAGGAAUGGGCUCUGCUGGACCCAGGUCAGAGAGCCCUCUACAGGGACGUCAUGUGGGAGAAUUAUGAGACUGUGACCUCACUGGGAUUUCCAAUUUCCAAACCUGAUGUGAUCUCCUGGCUGGAACGAGGAGGGGAGCUGUGGGUCCCUGAUAUCAAAGGGUACAAAGAAAGGGAGAGCCCAAGAGAUGCCCACAUAGGUACAAGGAGUGACUCCUGUCUGGAUUCUCUCUCUAUCCCAGCAGCUGAUGGGACGGUGAGUGAGAACGAGGAGAAGAAUCCUCAGCCAGUGGAACUGCAUGGAGCGCUGUUGGGAAGAGCCGAAGAGGACAUUUCCCAGAGUCCUGAGCAGGGAGAAGCCCAUGAGAGCCAGAACAGGCCAGAGACACAGCAGGGAAUCCAGCCAGGAGAGAGAUGGGAUAAAUUGAUUCAUCGGAGCAGAAGGGCGAAGAAAAUGAAAGAAACUGUUCCGCAGAGAAUCCCUGCUGGAGAGAGAACCAACAUAUGUGGUGACUGUGGGAAAAGCUUCUGUUGGAGAUUAGACUUGAUUAGACACCAAAGAACCCACACAGGAGAAAAACCCUAUAACUGCCCUGACUGCAAGAAAAGCUUCAGACGGAGCUCGACCCUUAUUGAACAUCAGAGAAUCCACAGCGGAGAGAAGCCUUAUAAGUGUCCUGACUGUGAGAAAAGCUUUCGUUGGAGCUCAAACCUCACUACACAUCAGAGAUUCCAUACAGGAGAGAGACCCUAUAAGUGUCCUGAGUGCGAGAAAAGCUUCUUUUGCAGCUCAGACCUCGCAAAACACCAGAGAACCCACAGUGGAGAGAAGCCCCAUAAGUGCCCCGACUGUGAGAAAUGCUUCAGAAGCAGGUCAGAACUCACUCAGCACCAGAGAACCCAUACGGGAGAGAGACCCUACAGAUGCACUGUAUGUGGGAAAAGCUUCCCUCAAAGCUCACAGCUUCUGCUACACCACAGAAUCCACACGGGAGAGAGACCCUAUAACUGCCCCAACUGCGGGAAAAGCUUCAGUUGGAAAUCAAACCUUAUUAAUCAUCAGAGAAUCCACACGGGGGAGAGACCCUAUAAUUGCCACGACUGUGGGAAAUGCUUUAAUCAGAGCUCAAACCUUAACAAACACCAGAGAAUGCACAGAGGACAAAAGCACUAGUAAUGUCAUACUAGCGAUGAGCCAAGUGAAUAACACCUUUGUGAGUCCCAUCCUCUGUUCGGCUCUUACAGUUUAGUUUGGUGCUAGUAAUUUUAUAAGCUCUAAAUUAUUGUUUAUUCUUGAUUGUGGAUAUGGGCCUAAAACACUAAGGGACUUAGGCGUUUUGACACCGAGUGUUGCAACACAUAACUGAGGUGCCUAGAAAAUCACAGGAACAACAAUGGGAUCCACAAAGUCUGAUUUAGGUGCUCACGCUUUUUAUAC
Molecule: messenger RNA, 1639 nt
Organism: Mauremys mutica (yellowpond turtle)
Lineage: Eukaryota; Metazoa; Chordata; Testudines; Geoemydidae
Product: zinc finger protein 34-like
Exons: 3
Coding region: 17-1375 (452 amino acids)
Biological process (GO): regulation of DNA-templated transcription
Source: RefSeq, a predicted model, not a curated record